AGCCGAUAGAGGAAGAAGCCUCAGUGGGUGCAGUUCAUGUUAGCCUGAACGGAUCUGUUAGCAGAGCAGACAUCGCAGACAAGUGGACCUUUUUAGUGUUAUUCAGCACACAUUUUAAAUUUACGAAAGCCGGAUUAAGGAGUUGUAAUCGAGGCUCUCCGACGACCGCUUCGCCAAGAUGAGCUUCCUGUUUAGCAGCCGCUCAAACAAGACCUUCAAACCGAAGAAGAACAUCCCGGAGGGCUCCCACCAGUAUGAGCUGCUGAAGCACGCCGAGGCUACGCUGGGCAGUGGGAACCUGAGGCAGGCCGUCAUGCUGCCGGAGGGCGAGGAUCUCAACGAGUGGAUCGCUGUCAACACGGUGGAUUUUUUCAACCAGAUCAACAUGCUGUACGGCACAAUCACCGAGUUCUGCACCGAAACCAGCUGCUCUGUGAUGUCUGCAGGACCAAGAUAUGAGUAUCACUGGGCUGAUGGGACCAAUAUUAAGAAGCCUAUCAAAUGCUCUGCGCCCAAAUACAUCGACUACCUUAUGACCUGGGUGCAGGACCAGCUGGAUGAUGAGACACUUUUUCCCUCCAAGAUCGGAGUUCCCUUUCCGAAGAACUUCAUGUCCGUGGCCAAAACCAUCCUGAAGCGUCUCUUCAGGGUUUACGCUCACAUCUACCACCAACACUUCGACUCUGUGAUGCAGCUGCAGGAGGAGGCCCACCUCAACACCUCCUUCAAGCACUUCAUUUUCUUUGUUCAGGAGUUCAACCUCAUCGACAGGCGAGAGCUGGCUCCCCUGCAGGACUUGAUCGAGAAGCUUGGAUCCAAGGACAGAUAGACAUUUCAUCACACAUCUCCUUUUCUUCUUUUUUUUUUAACACUUUCUUUUUCUCCUCUCUCUCUCUCUCUCUCUCUCUCUCUCUCUCUCUCUCUCUGUGACCUCUGCUACCUCUUUGACUUCUGGGCUCAACUCUUCCAACCUGUGCCUUCUU
This is a messenger RNA of Labrus mixtus (cuckoo wrasse), 983 nucleotides long. It is a transcript of the gene mob1a, whose product is annotated as MOB kinase activator 1A. Gene Ontology annotation, molecular function: protein kinase activator activity. Gene Ontology annotation, biological process: hippo signaling; positive regulation of protein phosphorylation. The transcript has 6 exons. Gene Ontology annotation, cellular component: nucleus; cytoplasm. Bases 179 to 829 code for a protein of 216 amino acids. NCBI's taxonomy places the organism in Eukaryota, Metazoa, Chordata, Actinopteri, Labriformes, Labridae. The record is from RefSeq and is a predicted model, not a curated record.